AUGCUUCUGGGUACACUUCCUGACGGUAUUGAUAAGCCCCUGCUGGCCCAGGGCGUGCUCGCUGCGGUCGUUGCAUACUGGACGCUCUGGAUUAUCUACGCGCGAUGGUUCCAUCCUCUGGCGAACUUCCCUGGGCCGUUUUGGGCGUCUAUCACGCGCGCUUGGACGGUGCUUCAUGUUCUCCCUGGUGAUGCUGAGAAGGCACAGAAAAAGCUGCAUGAGAGAUACGGCCCUGUGGUGCGCAUUGCCCCGAACGAGUUGAUCACCAGUGACCCCGGGGCGAUGAAAACACUAUACGGGAUUAAAUCUUUUACGCACAAGACCGAUUUUUAUGUAGCAUUUAGACCACCGUGGGCACGAUUCCCAGAUCAUUUCUCAUCCGAAGGCGGAAAACAACACGCUGAGCGCCGUAGGAUUGUUAACAAUGUCUACACGAUGACUAGUAUCCUGCAGUCGGAAAAGUACAUCGAGAAGUGCAUCGAUGUGUGGAUUGAGAAGUUGGAUGCGAUGGCCGAUAACAAGGAGUCUUUUGACUUGUGGGUGUGGACGCGAAUGUACGCAUACGAUGUCAUCGGCGAACUCUACUUUAGCAAAAUGUUCGGGUUCCUGCAGUCUGGCGGCGACCACCUAGGCUAUAUCGCCGCAACGGACGACCUGAUCCCUAUACAGUUCCUGGCGGGGAAUAUGCCGACGUACGUGCGGAGCAUAUUCAUGUUAACGGGCAUUCUCUUCCCAAAGGUCCGGGGGGCUCUGAAAGCCCUAGGGAGUCUUACUGAGGCGACGAACGGAAUGCUGAAGAACCGUCUUGCGGCGCUCCAGAGCGGUACUGACGAUUCGAAGCCGCAGCGAGCUGAUAUUCUGGGGAAACUCAUGGAGAUUUCACAUAAAAAUGGCAAGGAGUUGGAUUUUAUACUCGACGAUGUCAAGAUGGAGGUUUUUGUUGCUUUCUUCGCCGGAAGCGAAACCACCGCCCUCACCCUCUCAGGAAUCCUAUACAACAUCUUCCGCCACAGAGCCGUAUACACAAAACUCACCGCGGAGAUCGACGCCGCAGCCGCAGCAAACCAACUCAGCUCCCCGCACAUCGCCUACAACGAAGCCAUCAAACUCCCCUACCUAACUGCCUGCAUCAAAGAGGGUAUCCGGAUGCACCCCAUCACCGGGGUCUCCUUCCCGCGGCACGCGCCCCCGUCUGGAUGUGAGGUGGGUGGGUACUACGUCCCAGGGGGCGCGCGGAUCGGCGUGAACCCCGGCAUCAUCCAUUUCGAUAAAAGCGUGUUCGGGGACGACGCGGACGAGUUCCGCCCGGAGAGGUGGAUUGAGGGGGAUGCGAGCGUGAUGGAUCGGUAUAUCAUGCAAUUUGGGAUGGGGGCGCGGACUUGUCUGGGGAAGAAUAUCUCGAUGUGUGAGAUAUACAAGGCGAUUCCGCAGCUAAUGCAGGCCUAUACGUUUGGGCUUGGAAGCGAGGAGGAGAUGCGCACGACGUCGUACUGGCUGCAUAAGCCGGUUGCAAUUGAUGUCAAGGUGAGACGUCGUUAG
Messenger RNA from Aspergillus puulaauensis, 1539 nucleotides. RefSeq names its product cytochrome P450. Bases 1 to 1539 code for a protein of 512 amino acids. The transcript is spliced from 7 exons. NCBI's taxonomy places the organism in Eukaryota, Fungi, Ascomycota, Eurotiomycetes, Eurotiales, Aspergillaceae. The record is from RefSeq and is a predicted model, not a curated record. Gene Ontology annotation, molecular function: heme binding; oxidoreductase activity, acting on paired donors, with incorporation or reduction of molecular oxygen; iron ion binding.